Molecule: messenger RNA, 462 nt
Organism: Rosa chinensis
Lineage: Eukaryota; Viridiplantae; Streptophyta; Magnoliopsida; Rosales; Rosaceae
Product: 50S ribosomal protein L28, chloroplastic
Exons: 2
Coding region: 1-462 (153 amino acids)
Biological process (GO): translation
Cellular component (GO): ribosome
Molecular function (GO): structural constituent of ribosome
Source: RefSeq, a predicted model, not a curated record
AUGGCAGCUUCCGCAACCGCGGCUAUCUUCUUCGGCAGCAGUUCCGGUCUAUGCCUCCUCCGCGGAGCAGAGUCCUCCAAGAGAAUAUUGUCUUCCAUGACCCAAGCAGUUUCCGAUAUUGGGUUCCUCACCAAUCAGCUCAGUGGCCUCAAAAUCUCCUAUGACGUGUCGUCUCAGCUCCCCAAGUCCCGUCUUCACUCCUUCCCUCCCUGGCUUUCAGCGCAUUGUUGCUCAAUUUGUCCUUUUACUGGGAAGAAAGCAAACUACGCAAACAAGAUUUCCUUCUCGGCCCACAAGACCAAGAAGUUGCAGUUUGUGAACCUGCCGUACAAGAGGAUUUGGUGGGAAGGCGGGAAGCGCUUUUUGAAGCUGCGCUUGUCGGCCAGAGCAAUCAAGACCAUAGAGGAAAAUGGACUGGAAGCCGUUGCCAAGAAGGCCGGGAUAGAUCUACGCAAGUGUUGA